This is a messenger RNA of Mizuhopecten yessoensis (Yesso scallop), 2797 nucleotides long. Its product is annotated as tetratricopeptide repeat protein 29-like. Bases 78 to 1628 code for a protein of 516 amino acids. The record is from RefSeq and is a predicted model, not a curated record. Gene Ontology annotation, molecular function: protein binding. The transcript is spliced from 10 exons. Lineage: Eukaryota; Metazoa; Mollusca; Bivalvia; Pectinida; Pectinidae.
GACGUUGUCGUAGCAACGAAAAACUUAUGGCAGCCGUUGACUUGCCUGGUAUAUCAGCGACUGUUGUUUUGGAGUGAAUGGCCACAAUGGCGGCCACUCUGCCGCCAAUUAAUGGGUCUGCAGGGAGCAGGAAAGGGCAAAAUGUACAACAUUUCAUGCCCUCCCCUCCGAAAGGUCCACCAAGUGGAAAGAAACUCAAACCUCUACGUAAAAUUCCUAGUACUCCAGACAGAGAUCCCUUUGUUAAACAUGAUAUACUCCGGCAACAACAGCCGGAUCUUUCUAAAAGACAGACAGCCAGCUUCAGGAAUACAUACAAGCAUAAUCUGUGUUUAGACAUGCUGCAGGAAGGCUACCAUAAGUCAUUUAGUGAACUUUUUGCUUUAAUAAAACAACAAGAGGAAGAACGGCUAGAGAGAGGCCCAGAAUCACUUAUGUGGACACUGAUCAUGUUAAAAGAUCAACAUGCAAAAUUAGACAUGUUAAAAGUGCAUUUAACCAGAGCAGAGGAAGCCUACAGAAAAGGUGACUUUUCUGAGGUGUACAGAAACAGGUACGAAUUAGCUAGGUAUUUCCAAUCAACCAAAGACGAUAAAUGGCUAGCUGACCACUUCUUCACGACCUGUUUACAAACGAGUACGGAGGUCCAGGGUGACCACGGCAAGAUGCAAGCCCAAGGCCAUUACAAUGUUGGUGUGUCCUUGGAAGAGAAUGGUGACAAUUAUGAAGCUGUGGAUCAUUUUGAGGCAUACUAUAAACUAGCUGUGGAUCACAAGGAGUGGAUCACGGCUGAUGAUGUCACGUUCCAUACAGAUGCCUGCUUCAAUCUGUGGAGAAUCUACACUGCCAUUGGCCAGGUCCUGGAACGACAAGAGGAGCUGGAAAAGGCACUCGACUUCCUUACCAAGGCCCUCAACAUGGCCAAGGAAAGUCAUGAUAAGACACUUGAAGGUCAAGCAUCGUAUACACUGGGGCAGACACACGAGAAAUGCGGUGACGGUAAAUCUGCACUUGUGCAUCUCAAUAAUUUCCUGGACAUAUGCAAUGAGUUUGGUAACAGUGAAGGUAUAGGAAAGGCAUGUGAUGCUAUCUCUAAGGCUUAUGCCAGUCAAGGUAAGCUGGAGGAAAGUAUUGAAUACCUAAGGAAGUUUGUCGAGGUCACAGAACAAAGUGGCGAAGAAUUAGCUUAUAGUCGGGCCUGUCACAACCUGGGAAAUAUCCUAAAUUCUCUGGGUCGCUAUGACGAGGCUACAGAUUACUUCAGCAAAGCCUACAAUAUCUCGCGUACACUCUCCGAUAAGGAGGCAAUAAAUACCAACCGUGUCCAAUUUGGCAUUGCCAUGGCGCACAGAAUGAUGGGAGGUUUCCACGGCCACGUGGUGCUGGAACACAGACCUGCCCUUGAGCGCAUGAUUGAAUGGAAGAGUGCAAGAACAGACGAAUUCGAGAAACCAUUCCCUGAACCAAAAGAGGAAGAGCCGACCAAGGCCCCCACACCCGUCCCUCCCGCCCCAGUGGAGGCGGAGUCGACCCAGGAGGAGGCGAAACCAGAAGAGGACAAUGCACAGCAGAGAGAUGGUACCAUGACUGAAGACACGCCUACAGAAACAGGCACCAUGGAUAGUUGAGGGGCUCAGGUAGUCCAGCCACGCCCAUCAGCUAGGCCACACCCACCAGCUGGGGUAGCCAAGAUAUGCAAGUUGCAGCAACACAUUUAGAAUUUAUCAUCCAAAGGAAAUCAACCCUGAGAAUUUCCUAUAUUUUUUAAAAGGCAAAUGGCAUAGCAAACCAUUCCUUCUCUGGGAUAUAUGUGCUGUGUUUUAAAGCUGACAGCUGAGUUUGGGAUGGCCUGGUUGAAAACUAAGAUGAUGCAGCCACUUAUUAAGGGAUAUUGGGAUUUGUUCCUGCCAUACAUUUUUUAAGCAUUAGGGGAAAGAAAUUUCCAACUUUAAGCAUACUUAAAAUAAAAUUUCAGUUUUGUGUCUAUUACAAAAUAAGUUUGACAGCCAAAAAUCAACUUUACAUCAAGAUGGCGUUUAGUUAGAAUUAUAUGUGGGGGUGUAUGUUUGUCAGUUUUAUUUACAUACAAUAUAACUUAUGAUAAAGAUUAAAGCAAUGUAAGCCCAUGGAUAAAACUGCUGCUCUAUAGUACUGCUGAACUGAUUCGUCAGGUAUGAGUAUAGAUGUAUACAUGUUUGCUGUAAAUUCUGUUGUAUUAUUACCAGUACAUGUUUUUCUCUGUAUAUGUUUAUAUUGUUAAGAAUGUGACAUCUCUGGUGUAUGUAUCGAUUUCAUGUGUGUAUAUAUACCUGUGUACACACAUAUGAUCCACCCUCUGUAUAUUUCUAUGUUAUUUACACAAAUUUGUGUUUUAUGAAAAGUACUUUUCUUAUGUAAAACUUUUCAUGAAAUUUCACAAGAACAAAUUUGUGUAUAAUUAUAGGUAUACAUUUCCUAUGUAAAAAAGUUCAUGAACAAAUAAUUUGUGUGAAUAAUCAUUUAAAUUUGUAGCAUUAAAAAACAAAACAUUUUUUUCAUGAAGAUCUGUCCUUAGUAUUCAUGAAAAUUUGCUCUUCAAUUUUGAAUUAAGCAGACAUGCAAACUGGAUCCUACAUCUCAUGAGCUUGUCAUUAAGACAAGUCUCAAUAAGCAAGUUCCUAGUAUAUGUGUACAGCAUAAGUUUUUUUAUUUAAAUAUCUUUAGCGCUGUAGCUAGCUGCCUUAGUAUAGAUAAGUGCCUAUUCUUUAGUUAUGUACCAGACACGGCUAUUUCUCAAAAAAAAGUAAAUAAAAAAAAC